AUGGCAUGCGCAUUGAAGGCUACUUUUGCAAGAUUUAAACCCCAUCUAUGCAUGGUUCUAUCUCAGAUAUGUUCAGCGUUUGUGUAUUUCAUUGCAGAAGCUGCUUUCAAUCAAGGGCUAAAUCCAUAUGUCUAUGUCACUUAUCGACUUAGCCUAGCUGGUUUGAUGAUGUUUCCUUUUGCCUAUUUUCUUGAAAGAAAAUCGAGGCCAAAGCUCACAUUACGAUUGUUUUUGGAGUUGUUUUUGGUUUCUCCCUUAGGGGUUUCUUUAACCUUUAACAUGUUCUUUGCAAGUAUGAGAUACACUUCUCCAACAUUCGUUGCAGCAGCGUUCAACACCGUUUCGUCUUUGACAUUUGUAAUUGCCAUCUUGUUCAGGCUGGAGGUUGUCGAUGUAAGGAGCCCUCGUGGGAUAGCUAAAAUACUUGGAACCAUAGUAUCCUUGGCAGGGGUCACAACCAUCACUUUGUACAAAGGACCUGCACUACAAAGCUUGCGGGAUGCUCCAAUUCAUAUUAAAAGAGUACUUUCUAUUCGUGAGAACUGGGUGAAAGGGUCAAUCCUUACUAUUGCUAGCUGCAUGACAUGGUCUUCAUGGUACAUUAUGCAGGCAUUUACUCUGAAGAAAUAUCCGGCACAACUGUCUCUAACAGCAUGGAUAGACUGUCUCGGCGGAGCACAAUCGGCUGUGUUUGCAGUGUUCUUACAGCACAAACCGGCGGUAUGGUCGAUCACUAUGUUCAGUAUAAAUUUCUGGGCCAUUAUAUAUUCUGGAAUUGUUGGCUCCGGGUUCGUCAUCUUCCUUCAGUUGUGGUGCGUGAAAGAGAAAGGGCCAGUUUUUGCAACCAUGUUUAAUCCUCUUCAAACAGUUAUGGUGGCAGUUCUCGCAUACUUUGUUUUUGGUGAGAAACUAUAUACAGGCAGCAUUCUGGGUGGAGUCACGGUUAUCAUUGGUUUGUACUUGCUAUUGUGGGGCAAGGAAAGAGAUCAGUCUUACACCAAGAGCCAUGAGCAAUCUUCUUCACAUUGUGAUGUUAUAAAGGUCACAGACAAGGAGGAGGUAGCGUCGGCAGAAGAGGAGGGAAACGAGCCAAUUGCUCAAAAGCAUGGCAGCCUAACACAAAAAAUUACUGCUACAAAAAUCAGACAACAAAGCAAGAGAGCAUCGAAGAGAGCUCACAAAAGGACCAGAGAGAACCAAGCAGCCUAUCCAACAGCAAAACCGUAUCUACAAGAAAUCCGUGUAGAUGGGUUUUCUGUUCCAUUUAUAAGCAAACAGGAAGCAAAGAGGUUUCACCAUACACACAAUAUGGCAUGGGCAUUCAAGCUGCCUCUGGCAAGAUACAAGCCACAUCUGAGUAUGGUUCUAGCUCAGAUAAGUUACACAAUUCUAUAUUUCAUCGUGGAAGCUUCCUUCAAUCAAGGGCUGAAUCCUCAUGUCUAUGUAACUUAUCGGUAUAUCAUUGCUGGCUUGCUGAUGUCUCCUUUUGCCUAUUUCCGUGAAAGACAAUCAAGGCCAAAGAUGACAGUUGCACUGUUUUUGGAGUUAUUUUUGCUUUCCCUCAUAGGAGUGGGCUUCACCAUGAACAUGUACUAUGCAAGCUUGAGAUACACUUCUCCAACAUUCGUUGCAUCUGUGUUCAACACCGUUUCUUCCCUAACUUUUGUAAUAGCUGUCAUACUCAGGAUGGAGGUUGUUAAUGUCAGGAGCCCUCGUGGGAUAGCUAAAAUCCUUGGAACCUUAACAUCCUUGGCAGGUGUCACGAUCAUCACUUUGUACAAAGGACCUGCAGUUCACAGCUUGUCGACUGCUCCAAUUCACAUGGAAAGACUUCCUUCUGUUCAUGAGAACUCGGUGAAAGGAUCAAUCCUUACUAUUGCUAGUUGCAUAACAUGGGCUGUAUGGUUCAUUAUGCAGGCAGUUACUUUGAAGAAAUAUCCUGCGCAACUGUCACUGACAGCAUGGAUGGACUGUAUUGGAGGCGGACAAUCAGCCGUCUUUGCAGUGUUGUUACAGCACAGACCAAAAGCAUGGUCGAUCAAGAUGUUCAGUAUUCAUUUCUGGGCCAUUACAUAUUCUGAUGAAAUUGAAUGCCAGGGGAUAGUAUGCUCUGGUAUUUUUAUCUUCAUUCAGUUUUGGUGCAUGAAAGAGAAAGGGCCAGUCUUUGUCUCCAUGUUUUCUCCCCUAGCAACAGUUAUGGUGGCUAUUUUCGCAUACUUUAUUCUUGGUGAAAAGCUACACGCGGGGAGGAUACUGGGAGCAGUCCUCGUUAUCGUUGGUUUAUACUUGCUGUUGUGGGGAAAGGAUCGAGAUCAGGCUUACAUCAAUACCCAAGAGCAACCUUCUUCACAUUGUCAUGGGCUAGAGGUAACCUACAAGGAGGACCUAACAUCAGGAGAAAAGGAGGUACCUUGAACGAAACAUCAAAGUGCUUCAGGCAGUCCAGGAUUGGCUAAAUAAUUUGUCCUCUUCUGUUCCGAAGUUGAUUUGUUUUUAACACAGUAGCCACAAGCACCUAUAGAUCAGUAUCAAAAACUCAUUUACGUUGGUCUGUUGUUGCAUAC
This is a messenger RNA of Theobroma umbraticum, 2564 nucleotides long. Its product is annotated as WAT1-related protein At1g43650-like. Gene Ontology annotation, molecular function: transmembrane transporter activity. Gene Ontology annotation, cellular component: membrane. Lineage: Eukaryota; Viridiplantae; Streptophyta; Magnoliopsida; Malvales; Malvaceae. The record is from RefSeq and is a predicted model, not a curated record.